AUGCUUUUUCUGCACCUUGCUUUGCUAGCUAUUCUCUCAGGCAGGGACAAUGUAGACGGAGUCCAGGACUGUAUCUCAUUCUAUCUUAUCCAGACCUCACCCUUUGCCAAUCACUCAGGGGCACAGAAUCAGGGCUCUGGUUGGCGGGAUGAGCUGCAGACUCACAGCUGAGAGAGUGAAACAGGUGCAGUAACUUUUCUGUACCCCUGGCCAAAGGGCAGCUUCAGCAAUGAGGAGAUGAUAGACCUGGAGCUGCUAUUCCAUGUCUAUUUGGUUGGAUUAACUCGGGCUAUUCAAGAUUAUGCCAGACAACUGAAAUUUGAAUAUCCCUUUGAAUUACAGAUGAGUGUUGGCUGUGAGCUGCAUUCUAGGAAACUACAAAAGGGUUUUUUUCAGGCAGCUUAUCAAGGAUCAGAUUUCUUGAGUUUCCAAACCAUGUCAUGGGUACCAUCUCCAGAGGGUAACAGUGGGGCCCAGAGUGUCUGUGAUCUAAUCAACCAGUAUGAAGGCAUCAAGGAAACAGUGCAUAAACUCAUCAGCAACAUUUGUCCCCAGUUUCUCUUGGAUCUCCUCGAUGCAGGCAAGAUGUAUCUCCAGAGGCAAGUGAGACCAGUGGCUUGCCUGACCAGUAUCCCCAUCCUUGGGUCAAGUCAGCUAUUGCUCGCUUGUCAUGUCUUUGGCUUCUACCCAAAGCCUGUUUUGGUGGUGUGGAUGUGGGGUGAACAGGAGCAGCCAGGAACUCAGCAAGGUAAUGUUCUGGCCAACAGGUGGGAUCCUCACAUGAUCAUGCAUGUGGAUGCUGAGGAGGCGACUGGCUUUUCUUGCCGGGUGAAGCAUAGCAGUCUAGGAGACCAGGACACCUUUCGGUAUCAUCUUUCCAUGAACUUGAUAUCAUUGGCAGUGAGAGUGCCCCUAAUGCUUUUGAUGAUCCUUGCAUUAUGGAUUAGGAAGCACUGUUCAUAUCAAGACAUCCCACGGGAUUCUUCACCAUGCCUUACCAAUCUGAAUGAGUACCCAACAGCCCAGAAGCCUAGGACAACAUAG
Budorcas taxicolor (takin) is the source of this 1044-nucleotide messenger RNA. Its product is annotated as T-cell surface glycoprotein CD1c-like. Gene Ontology annotation, biological process: immune response; antigen processing and presentation, exogenous lipid antigen via MHC class Ib; antigen processing and presentation, endogenous lipid antigen via MHC class Ib. Gene Ontology annotation, cellular component: external side of plasma membrane. NCBI's taxonomy places the organism in Eukaryota, Metazoa, Chordata, Mammalia, Artiodactyla, Bovidae. Gene Ontology annotation, molecular function: endogenous lipid antigen binding; exogenous lipid antigen binding; lipopeptide binding. The record is from RefSeq and is a predicted model, not a curated record.